This is a messenger RNA of Tribolium castaneum (red flour beetle), 927 nucleotides long. RefSeq names its product gastrula zinc finger protein XlCGF8.2DB. The record is from RefSeq and is a predicted model, not a curated record. The transcript has 3 exons. Gene Ontology annotation, molecular function: zinc ion binding. Bases 1 to 927 code for a protein of 308 amino acids. Gene Ontology annotation, cellular component: nucleus. Lineage: Eukaryota; Metazoa; Arthropoda; Insecta; Coleoptera; Tenebrionidae.
AUGAAUGUGUGCCGAGUGUGUUUAAGUGACAAAGACUUGAAAGAGUUGUUCGCCGUGAGCCCCCAUAAUGGUGCAGUAAAUUUCCUGGCCCUGGUGCAGAUACAUAAAAACGACGGUCUUCCCCAACUCAUCUGUCCUCAAUGUCUCGAUGAACUCGCCACUUGCGUUCGUUUUUUCGAUAAAUGCUUAUCAACUCAUGCAAAGCUCAAAAACCACAAGUGCCUCAAGUGUGGCCAAAUAUAUCCUUCGCAUAAAUCGCUAACAAUCCACAUAAGCCGCCAACACACUCCUACAGUUAUCGUGCAAAAAAAUCACAAGUCGGGCCAACAGUGUCACAUUUGUGGGAAAAUUUUCACGUACAGGGUUGAACUGAGCCGGCACUUGUGCUCCCACGUGGGCUUACGGCAAUACAAGUGCGAUAAGUGUGGCAAAAGCUACAUAACUAAGGCCUCCCUUAAUAAGCACAUCGUAAAACAUGAGGGGCUGAGGAGAUUUGAGUGUCUCCUUUGUAGUAAAAGUUUCCUCCAUCAGGACAACUUACAAACGCAUUUAAAAACACACAGUGAGAAAAAAUACGAAUGCAGGGUGUGCACAAAAAAAUUCAAGUCAAAUCGUUCACUUCUCAUGCACUUGAAAAUCCAUGCUAACGAGAGGGAUUUUCCGUGCUCCGAGUGCGAGAAAGCGUUCGUCAACAAAUACGACUUGUUACGACAUUUGAAACUGCACGAGAAAAAAAGACUGAUCGCAAGUAACACGUACGAUAAGACUAAAGACGAUUUACUCAAAACGAAAAAUAUGAGACAGUGCGACCAAUGCGGGAAAAUCUGUUCGAGUCAUGGCGAUUUGAUUAAACACAUGAGGGUGCACUCGGAGGAACGACCCUUUUGUUGUAAAAAUUGCAACAAAGGGUUUAAGUCAGCCAAGUAA